Molecule: messenger RNA, 6940 nt
Organism: Pomacea canaliculata
Lineage: Eukaryota; Metazoa; Mollusca; Gastropoda; Architaenioglossa; Ampullariidae
Product: WW domain-containing adapter protein with coiled-coil-like
Exons: 14
Coding region: 118-2196 (692 amino acids)
Biological process (GO): regulation of autophagy; positive regulation of TORC1 signaling
Cellular component (GO): nucleus
Molecular function (GO): RNA polymerase II complex binding; chromatin binding
Source: RefSeq, a predicted model, not a curated record
GAUGUAAUAUGGCGUCGAAUAUGUCAAAUGCAGAUGCGUAGAGUCGUACUAAACCGGCCCUGAUCCUUGCACAAGACGUUUCUGUGCAUUGCAAUUUGCUCAUUUUCGAUAGCAUUAAUGGUGAUGCAUGCAAGGAAACAACCAAGAGUUCAUGAUGGGUACGCUGAAAGAAAAGACGCCCAUCUGCAUCAGAGCAUGCAGCACCAGCCAAAAGGGUAUAGUGGAAUAUUUGGAGAUGGGUCCCCAGCAGAACGAAGCCAUGGUCCCCACAGUGACAGCCCUGGUAGCCGCCAGAGUCCCAGAUAUUACAACAAGCCUCCUUAUCUUGAAAGACCUAAAGAGAAGCGAGGAUCACUCAGUCUGGCAGAGACGAAAGUCAAUCAGUACUUGGCAACAGGCAGUAUUGGACAAAAUGCACCUGAUGCCCAUGCAAGCAGAGAUCACAGAGAUAGAGAAAAACAACAUCGCCAGGAGGGGAACAAUGACAACAGUCACCACAGCCACGAGAAAGGAUCAAAGAAAGACCACAAAGAUGGGAAAGAGAGAGACCAUAGAGCAGAGGUGCAGAAAUCAGCUGUACGGGUGUGUGGAGACUGGUCUGAACACAUCAGCAGCUCAGGCAAACGUUACUAUUAUAACUGCAAGACUGAAGUAUCGCAGUGGGAAAAGCCCAAAGAAUGGCAUGAUGGAGGCAAGACACCUGACAAAUCCAAAGAUGGGCGUGGACCAAGACCAGUCCCAUCAUCUACUCAUCCAAGAACAGGUGGAGAAGAGCGACCAAGACAUUCCAACUCGGGUGAGAGACAUGAUGGACGUUGUCGACCCUGUCACACUGAGUCUGCUGGGGCAGAAAAGCAUCCUCAAAAACUGUCAGAACGACCAAAAUCUCAGUCCUUGGAUGCUGGCAGUUCUUCCACAGUCCACGUUAGUACACCUGGAUCAAACUCUGUUCGUAGUAGUGCCAUACAGCGGAGUAACUCUACAACAGACACUGCCCAUGCGCACAAUCAUACAGGACAUUCAAGCCACAUUGGAUCAACUAGCCAUCCAGAACUCAAACGGAACAAUGUGUAUGGUUAUGGAUCAGUCACAAGUGACCAAGCCAAAAAACGAAACAGACAUGAAAGUGAAAGCAGUCGGUCAUUAGCAGGUCAUUUAUCUCAUCGCACUGAAGAAGGUCAUCCAGAUGACAUGGAAAUCUCACCAGGUAGUACACCCACAAGCUCCCGCCUCUCCUCUUGUGCAGGAACUCCUCAAGCUGCUGCUAUUGCCACUUUAAGUGGUGCCACCACUACUAGUGGCAACUCCUAUCCUCACACUUCUCCAUCAUCAGCAAUCCAUACAGUUCAGAACUUGCCUACCACAGGAGCCUCGGUUAUAUCCAACAUCAGUAAUACACAACAUACCUCUGAUUUGGAUCUCAAUCGCAGAGCAAUUCAGACCCUACAAGAACUCCAAAAGGCACUCACCUUGCACAUCAAAGCACAGCAGAGCAGGGAUAGUAACUGUGUGGAAAGAAGAGCUCAUCAUGAAAGUAAUGCACAGUCAUCUGCAACAAGUUCUGGCACAACAUCGGCUCAGUUGCAGUCCCAGCUUACUCACCUUCAGCACAACCUCACCUCACAGCUGCAGCAACAACAGCAUCAACAUUUGCAGCACCAUGGGCCUCCCCAACAGCAAACACCCCCUCAUCAUUCUUCGCACACAGCUGUGGCUGCAUUAUCUCACUUGCCAGAUGUUGGAUUGGGACAUGAAAGGGAAAGAGAUGGCAAUGAGAGUCCAUUGUCCGACAUGAGCCCAAGAUCAUCAUGCCGCAGUCCAACACCAAGCACAGGGAGCUCACAAAGUGCACCAACUCUUGGUACAAGUGCUUUGUCAGCUGCAGCUCUGAAAUCACAGCAGUCAGUCAAUCUCACACCUUCCCUUAGUAACUACUAUAAUGAGAAGCUUAUUGGACAUGUGCUGGGCUGGCAGGCAGAUCAGCUUGAGAGACAGGCUGAACGUCUUCGACAAGAGGCAUUGGCAUUAGGCAGUCUGCAUUGUAGCCGUGUGUCUGUGGAGUUGAAACGAGCUCGAUCCCUUGUGCGCAUUGCAGAGAUACAGUCAACUAUAUACGAACAAAGAAUCAUGGUGUUGCAACAACAAAGAGCUGAAAUUGAAAAUCUAAAACCACAUACUUCGUUACUGCCAUCCUGACAGCUGUGACUUCACUGCAGUGAUGGAUGUCAAAUGUUCCCCAGACAUACUUCACACAGGCUGCCUGAAUCUUCCAUGGUGAUGAGCUGCCCAGAAUGCCUUUGUUAGUCAGCAGCCAGGGUAUUGACCAAAGCACUGCAUGACUUCAUCUGGGAGAGCCACAGGAACAACGGGACCGGACCAGCAAUCAGUGCCCGACCAAAGCCCAAACAAGUGCUUAUGCUAGUGUGUUGGGCAUCAUGCACUUAACUCGUGCUAGAUGUCAGCAGUCCUUAAACCCUGUUUAGACAGGUGCACACCAAGGGAGGAGACGUCUGGAGGACUGUGUGACCUGCUCAGCAUACAAGUCUGGAUAAAUCACUUUCUGUUUUCAGCUGCCAAAAAAAAACCUCCCAAAAAGUUUGUCAGCUGUGGUGGUUUUUUCUUGAAUGUUGAAGCCUUGUCACAUGCAAGCUGUGGCCCUGGGCAGAUAUGUAUUUGUGGUAGUUGGUUUUCCAGUCGAUGGUUCCACUCCACAAAUGUCUAUCCGUUCCAUAUCAUUCACUCCUUUCUUACCAUAAUAAAAUAGAUUUCCACCUAUUUCACUGACACUAUUUCAGUCUUUCUGAACAGUACAACCUUUUAUUGUAUGUCGACUGUUUUAACUGCCAUCAUGAUUGUACAUCGAUUGAAUUUUUAUUUAUCCAUUUUACUGCCAGACACCCUUCAAGUGAUUGUGGUAUAGCAUACUUGUGCAAAAAAAAAAAAAGAAAUAAUCCUAUUUUUAAUAAUAUGAACAAGUUUGAUGAUUUAUCCAGUAUUCAGCUUGUGUUGCUCCUUAUUCACAUUAUUGAGAAAAAUAUGUUAAGAGUAUAAUUCCUCCUAAACCCUUAUUGUGCAGAAGUUGCGGGAUUUAGGAGUAUUUCACAGAAUCUUGGAUGGAGAUGUAAACAGUGGAAAAUAAUCUCUGGGUACAUAAAAAAAGACACACACUUCUUGUGGCAUAUGUCUAACUGAGGAGGAACUUGGUGACAUUUUGGCCCCUACGUGUCACCACCACCACAAGAUGCUUAUAGUGGCUUACUAGAGUAUGCUGGUGUCAUGGCAGUGCUGCACUCCUGUGAAGUUAAUGUUGUCUGAUGAGCACAGUUUCUCAUAAAGCGGAAACACACCCACGUUGCUGUAUAGAGGAAUUGGUCAUUAUGAUGGUAUCACCAUGUGCUGUGUCAGAGCCAUAUUCUGGUUUUUCCUGAUUCUCUAAAUUUAUCUUUUUUGAAAUGGAAACGUGAAUGCCAUCCGCCACACAAGAUUUUGCAAAAUAAUAGAUCACAUUGAAGAAGGCAAAAUUAUAUAAUAUGCUAUGUAUUAAGUUGUUGAGGCAGUUGGGACUCUUGUGGCUUUAAGUUUGCAUUAACUGUGCUUGUAAUGGAGACCACAAUUAUUUUACAUUUCAGUAAUGUUGGCCAGAUCUGAUCUUCACAGUUGAUGCCAUUCCUUCAUACUGUGUGCAUGAUUAGCAAAACAUAUUAGGUAUCUCUGUAGAACCGUGAACAGUCACUGGCUGGGAGACAUGUUGAUGGUGGCAUUGUAAGGUUUGAGAGAGUGUCAGGUGACUAGUAAACAAGCUUGCUUCAUUUUCUCUCCAAAGGAGAGGAGGGUCAGUGAGGAUGGGCACAAAUUUCAAACAGGCAAAGAGCCUGCUACCUCCAGUGGAUUAUACACAAUGUUUGUCAGGUCUUGGGGCUGUAGCAUGGCCUCAGUUGAGCUUUUUUUCCUAUUUAAGUGUUGGAGAGCCUGUUUUCAUGAAUGGAAUGCAGCAGAUAAACGGUGCAUUUUGCAUAAACUUUGAGGAAAUUGUACAGGCUUUUUUGUUUUUUUUUAAAUAUAUGUAUACACAAGCCCUUUGCAAAACCAGGGCUUUGGUGUUUGCAUGUGUGAUGUCAACAUUUGCCCCUAGCUGUCUUUGUAGAUUCUGUAUAGUUAAGAUGGUUAACAGUACAUUCUUUGGAUUUUGUCACUGUUAUACUUCAGUACCUUUGUUUUCACAUUGAUAUGGCAUAAUUAGAUCUUUUAUGUGGCAGAAGCAGACUCAGUUGAAUAUUGUUUUCUCAUUCAAGAUUGGAGCUUUCACUCCCUCUCAAGGCAGUCUGGUGGCACAAUAAUUAGUGCCUGUCACCAGUACAGAAAAGGUUGGCUGUCCUGGGUUCAGCUGUCAUCAUGGGCUUGCUGUUUGUGUGUGGCAUCUGUUUACAGGGCUGGUUGCCUUGCCGUGAUACAGCCUUAGUUGUUGGCUCAUCAUAAAAUACCAAUGCCUCCCCUCCCUCAGUUUUAUCCUAUACCUUUGAACUAUGUCAGAAAAAUGUGGGAUUGAAUUAUAUUUGGAAGGGGAAAAGUAGACUUCCUUCUGGAAGUUGGGAUCUACCAUGGAGUUUAUGUGCACACCCCAAUUUCUGUUCUCUUGGCUAAUAGUUUUAUAGCGGACUUGCCAGAUGCUGAACAUUUCCAUUGUUCCUUUGCAGCUGACAUUUCAGGCUUUAUUAAAACACGGCAAGGUACUCCAGACCAAGUUCAUAUUGCUGUCUUUUUUGUUAAAUUUUUCUUAGUUCAGUCAUCUCAUUUCGAAGUUGAAUAUUUCUGUCUUAUGUAGUAAACAAAGCUAACUUUGCAUCAGUGUAUGCCAAAGAUCAGAUGUUAAUGUUCACGAAUUAGAUAUAGAUUUAUGUAACUACUGUUUCUGCUCUUAUGUGCUUGAGAUAAGUGAUGUGUCAUGGUUUUUAAACCUUGUGCACUAUAUCAGAGUUAGCCAUCUGACAGAUAAAGAACAGCUUUUGUCCAUCCUUUAAUAAGAACCCAUCCUGCAAUAAGAAAAUUGACAGAUAAUGAAUGGUGGUAGUCCACUUUUUGUCAGACUUGGAUCUGUGGUGAUACAGAACAAGAGUUUCAGUGGGUUCCAUUAAAAAGAAAAAAAUCUCUCCUCUAGAGAGUUAUUUGUGAAAAGAAACAGUAAUGAAGUACAAUGUAAAUGAUACUUAUAGAUCCAAGAAGGAAUACUUGUGAGGGUAAUUCAAUAUUGUUCUCUUACAAUGGCUUGUUGUAGGUGUUUGUUGUCCAGCUGGUUUCAUUACAUAUGUUAAUUUCUUUUAUUUUCUAGUUUCCUUUAAAGCAGGAAUAAAUUUCUUGGAGUUCAAAUAUUUCUUAUGUAUGAGGAGUGGGUAGCUGAAACUUGUGUAACAUUUUAUAGUUGCUUUUACCUUGCUACUCUUUUAAUCUUCUAAAACCCCAAAAAUGUUUUUGUUUCUUUUACUUUUGGGAGUGGGGGGUGGUGUAGAUUCAAGUUUGACUUCACUUUAGCUAUGGAUGUCAGAUGUCAUAGCUCCUCCGGGUCUCUUCCAAAUGUUAUUUUGAAAUAACAGGGUCAUGCUACAGUCCUAUUUGUAUUAGAGAUGUUAAAGUAAAUUUUGGGAAUGGUUUUAAUGUCUCUAGAUAGUCUGUGCAGCGUAAAGGGCUUAUUUCCUAUAAUCGUAAAGUGUAUGUGCCUGUGAGCCCAGUCUGCAGGUUGGUGUUGGGCAAUUAAUUUUCCCAAGGGGCCACAUGAGAAAUUGGGAUGGUUUUAGAGGGCCGGACUAAUAUAGUUAACUCAGUUUUACCCAAUACUGUAUAUAUAGUAUAUAUACUGGCGGGCGGGAUAGCGGGCGGGCCGGUCAGAGACAGGAGGCAGGCCGGCCUUUGCCCAGGUCUGCCUUAGAGGGUUGUGGAAGGUAAGGCAGCGAAGACGAGAUGGGCACCACUCUAAAAGUGAAGUCUCUAACAUCCCCCCUCCCCCAUCAAUUUUUUCUUUUAACUGCUACACUUGGGUUAUUUUAGUCAAGACUUCAGGGAUUCUUUAGCUAUUGCAGGGACAUUCACUUGGAGGAACAGAGCUGUGUAUGUGUAGGAUCUAACAGAAUAGCAUUUUUUUCUCUCUCUUCUCUCCCCUCUUUUUACCCCCCUCCCUUUCUAUAACAUAUUUUUUGCUAUAAAAAUGUGGCAGUCAUGUACCACCAUUCUUGUGCCUGCCACAGAAUGUAAAACUAUUUUUUACUUUAUCACAUACUUUUGGAAAUUACAGUACUUCAAGUAGUCAUUGCAGUCGUUGGGGCUAGUACAAGGAAAGCAUGUCAAUCUGCAUAGUUGAAAGCUUCAACUGAUCUACAGAACAGUGUAACCUCAAGGUGCAUCAGAAACGGGGUAGUUGCAAACUUUAUUCACUUUGCAUUUCUACUUAGGGAAGAAAAAAAAAUCCCUUAGGUGAGCUACGUCGGAAAACACUUUCCACUUAUUUAUGUUGCAUUGAUUUGGGAAAGAAAUGCAUUAGUGAUAGACUAGCAUUACUGAAGAAAUUACCUUUUCAUAACGACCUUUUCAUGAAGAUUCCCAGAAGUUUAGAUAAUCCCCAGUGUCAAGUGUAUGUGGGUGGGGGAAUUCCCAUUAAAUUGACUCUACAAUUUUAACGUUUCUUUCAAGCAUGUUCUUCCUGGAAUGACUGCUUUUCAUCCCUGGCCUCACCUCUGAGAAGCAAGCCUCUAACAGCAGUGUAGGGGCAGUGUUGGAAUUUGUGUGCAUCUGGUAAUCACUGCUGUAUGAAGGUCUUGGCCACUUGUUUGCUGGUCUGCUUGAGAUGUAUGUAAACUAUAGGAACUUGUUCUGUUGUUUGGGGGAAGCCCUUUUUUGGCUUAAGGCUCCAUGUACAUGUUAGCUAUGAAUUAAAGACUGUUUUCAGGUGUAA